Neodiprion fabricii is the source of this 4404-nucleotide messenger RNA. RefSeq lists its product as uncharacterized. Bases 1553 to 3862 code for a protein of 769 amino acids. The record is from RefSeq and is a predicted model, not a curated record. The transcript is spliced from 2 exons. NCBI's taxonomy places the organism in Eukaryota, Metazoa, Arthropoda, Insecta, Hymenoptera, Diprionidae.
AUGUUUCUUCGGCAUGGAAAUUAAAAAGAAAAUAUAAGAAAAUCCGUCUACAAAAAAAAAAAAAAAAAUCUCGAAGCUUACGUACAAGCUAGUCGAUUUCAAGCUUUUCAACACGUUUGAAUGACGAUCGUCGUUAGUCUCGAGUGGUACAUAUAAACAUGAAGCGUGAAUGCAUCCAUUGAACGAGAGCAAUUCACUGUGUCUGCGGGUCUUUAGACGGUUUUAAUCGCCCGUAGAGACGAUAUCGGUAAGCCGUGCUUCGCUGUGCCGCUGAAUCGAGAUUUCUCCUCGAAGAUCCGUGUAACGCUGAUGCCGAUGCGCGCGUUGCUCUUAAAAUAAACUCUCGGCCGACUACCCCGCGCUUCUUCCCCGAAGACGCCAUUUCAGGUCGCGUUAGUUUCAUCCGAGCGUCUACGCGACCUGCAUCCCUUCCCAAAACGCCACGGACAACUCUUUCUCUCCCUCCCUCUCUCUCUCUCUGUCUCUCUAUCACGCGAGUUUUUUUUCUUUCCUCACACACAAGUUUCCGCAGAUCCUUGGACAGAAUCGUUCGGGAUCGCGAAGAGUCGCAGGGAAUAACCGGAAGUCAACGAUAAUACUUUGACGCGUUGCCUCGACAAUUGUUGACCCGCAUUUCGGUCGACGUUACUCGGAGAAUUAGAGUCUUUUUUAGACCCUACAACGCCUACCGAUACACGUCAAGGGUGAAACUCUUGAGGUGCGAGUGAUUCAUGGUUCAAGUAUCAGCUACUCCGGUUGGCAGACGGUAUCAUAUCGUCUCGGUGAAGUGUCUUUUCAUCCGUGAUAUAUAUUCUUGAGUGAAUCUCUGAUACCGGAUCUCAAAAAUAGAUCUCUACACCCGGUUCGCGGUGAGGAGCAACAGGUGCUUCCAGUGUCCGAUGUCACCCUAGGAUGUUAUAUCUGUACAAGUCCGUCCGUGUGCGCGAGUCUGUGCCGGGUAUGAAUCAGACCUGCGGACUAGCGGAGAAGGAGUAAAAUUUUCUUUGUUGAUUCAAAGUUUUCUUUCCAAUCUACGAACCAACGGUACCUGCGACAUCUUUCAACCCAACGCGUCAAUUAAGUUUUUGAAAUAAUAACAAGGAGCAUCGUAACGAGGGAGUGACAACUGUGGCAAGCGCGUGCGUGUCCUACGUGUAAAUAAAAGUUCGAAGGAAAAAAAGUGUCCCGUUUUCGAGUAAUAUUCGGACUCAGCACACAUCAUACCUACCACCUACUCUGCUUUAUAUAUAUAUACACAUCGAUCCAAAUUUAUCGCGCUAAUUAUAUACGCACCUACCGCGACGUCGUCGACGACACGACGUGGUGGACCAAGUCGUUGCUGCAAUCUCUCUCUCUCUCUCUGUCUUUGUCCGUCUUUCUUUCUCUUUGGGAAGGAGAAAGAGAAGGAAGGAGCGAGCAUCGUAGAAUCCAAGAAGAGAAAACGGCAUGGCGCGACACCUGACGAACCUCUUCAUCAUCCUACCUCCAGCAUCGUCUUCGUCCUCGUCUUCCCGCCCGCUAAAGGUCAAUAGAAGCCGGUGAUCUCGCCGCGAUGUACGGCCGACCUGAGAAUCCGGAUACGCCUUCCCCGUGGCUGGUGCGAGCCGAGGUUACGAUAAGACGAAGCGGUGAUCAGGCCGUUGCUUCGGGAUCAAGGAGUAGUUCCGCCGGAUGUCCGGAAGCUGUGGGAACCGAGGGCGUUCAAAUGGUUUACAAGUGGGGUCGAGACCCGGGGGACGUCGACGGGAAUCCCGCCGGCUCCUACGCCUUUCAGCGGGGAAACAUUCUCUUCACAUCGACGCCGCCUCCUCGACCGUUCUCCGGGGGUCCGACCUCCGCUGCCACUUCCGCUCCAAGACACCUUGGCGUUAACGUUUCCGACUCUGGAUACAACAGCGAACAGUUUUCACCUCAGUCUUACUCCAGUCUACCGCAUCGACGACCCUGUCAACAGUACAACAGACGCUGCAAGAGCACAUGUAGCAUCGUUUUAUCCACCGCCGAGGAGCCCCGGGUUUCUGACAAACCCAAACCGCAAUGCCUGGAUCGCUGGUGCGGACAUUACGCUAAAGGCGGAUUUUUCAAACCAGUUCCUGAGGCCUGCGAGGACUGUCUAGAGGGUAUUACUUCCGGUAGGAAAGCUUUUACUACUCACUUUUGCACCAGAGUGCCUGGCAGAAGUCACGGGUUCGAUCCGUCUAGCAAGGGGAUUAAUUGUUCGGAUAAUUAUGUUGGAUCGGGCAACAGUAGCAGGGAUGCUGCUUCGCAGACUAACGAUGUUCAGACUCAGACGUCGUUUAGCUCUGUUUCUUCUUUACUUCAAGGCACCAAUUCCAAGCAUUACGAAUCAAGGAGGAAAACCUCACCUGGUCUUUUGCGGAAGUUUGAUGAACGCGAUUUCUGGACUGGACAGCAAGAAAAAAAAGAAGUACCAGGCUCGUCAUCGUCAUCGUUGUCGGUGGACGUGACAAGUAGAAAGUCAAAUAUUCCCCCAACGUGCGACUCACAAUCAGGAACAACCGGGGCGGCUAAUUCCUCGGGUAAAGAGGACACAGCUAAGCGGAAAUCGCGGACCGUGCACAUCGACGUUUACUGUACGGGAUCCGAGGAGGAGGAGGAGGAGGAGGAAGAUGAAGAAGAGGAGGAAGAUGACGCAGAGGACAGCAGCUACUCGGACUCGUCCGAGGCCUCUGAGAGGCUCGCGGAAAAACCGCGGACGAUAUUCGAGAGCGAUAGAGUGAGAGUGACGCACUCGAGGGCUGAGGAAACGCGGCUUCCUCGCGGCCUCCAGGACGACAAAGCCUUUCUUAAACGCUCGGAGGAACUCAGUUGCGAGAGUUUCAAACAGGCCCCGAUGCGGAUGCCGUCGUUGGCGAGUUCCCGGGGCUAUGAGACCGACGAUGUUCUAAGCUCGUUGUACCCGUCGCAAUUUAGUUCUUACAGCGCGAUCCGGGACUUGGACUCAACGCCCUGGUCGGCUGCCUCGUCGUGCGUUGGUCUGAACCCGCACCCUGACUCGUACGAUUCGGCGACGGCGACGUCGUGGAAGGACACGAUAUCCGACGUAGAAUCUCUGCUGAACAGCAAGUCCGGACUCACACCUUGCGACAGCUUUGAGUACGCUAAUUCGUCCGACCGCGAGAGGAUCGGCAGGCUCGAAACUGCCUGGGACGAGGAUGCGGAGAGCCGCGAGAAACGGUCCAAGACUUGGCGUUCGCCUCAGAUAGAGAGGCGGCAACUUCUGCAGAACAGGAAGAUGAAGGAGUUCCUCGACAAGCACCAGGUCGGCUGGUCAUCCCCGGAGAGCGCCGCUGAGUCAGACGACAGCGCGGAAUUGGGAUGGAGCUUCGUUUCGAGCGAGGAGAAUUCACGACAUGUCAGAAGGGACUCGACCGUUCGCAGGCCCGGCAAGGAGGCCCAACGGGUUCAGGCGGCCCCUUCCAGGGAGCCGGAGGAUCGUGGCUGCAUGAGCGAUACCGCGGGGAAAACAACCUUCUGCGGUUUGAGGGACCAGAUCGGACCCUUUGGUGCGAAGAGUCCCUCGCCGGCGAAAGACAAGGUCGAAUCGCGCGUUACUUCACCGUUUACGACGCCCCAGGGCGAGAAGACCGACCACAUAAUCAAGGCUUCGGUCUUUGGCGCGGUUGUUGGCGCUUUUAGAAAACCCGGACACCACAUCGGACCCUCGAAGAAUCCAUCCUGCUCGUGUGAGCACUGCAGAAGGUUCUUCGAGGAGAACGCGGGGCCCAGAGGACGGUCCAGAUCUCUUGGCGAUAUCGAACGGCGACCCGGAGCCUGGUUUAGGAGAAAUAAAGAUAUCAUUUCUCAGGCACCUCGUAACUCGAAAAACGGCGUUUCGUAGAAGUAUUGUUAUGAUUUUUUUUUUUUUUUUCACUUUUCCUAUUGCUCCACGGCGAACUAUAGAUACAAAGUAUAAAAUUUUGUGUUAUAAUGAUAAAUUGAGAUCUGGUGUUAACCAUUACGAUGUAAUCCAUGGAAACGUUACUUACGGAUCAAGUUUUUAGUUCCAUUUUUAUCUCCCCUUUUAUUUUCUGUUAUUAUCUUCUUCUUAUACUCUUAUUUUUGCAAAGUCACACGAAAUUCUAACGAUUUUUAGUCAUACAGAUCGAUCUACGGUAUCGGUGAAUCGAAUUGUAAGUUGAAAUUGCGUGGGUAUGAUUAAACAAUUUUUAUUUUUAUUAAACCUUGACGCUAUUUUCUUUAUUUUUCUCCUAUUUGAUUCUAUUUUUUUUUUUUACCCGGUACAAAAUACAAACUUUUAGACGCAGUGAAAUCGUGCAGAUCUUCUAUACAUACGCCCGACAAAAUUACAACACUAAUUCACGCUAUACGAUGUACCGUUAAUCAUAAUGAUACUGUUAAUAAACAUUAAUAGACUUAUUA